Xyrauchen texanus (razorback sucker) is the source of this 4347-nucleotide messenger RNA. RefSeq names its product signal peptide, CUB and EGF-like domain-containing protein 2. Lineage: Eukaryota; Metazoa; Chordata; Actinopteri; Cypriniformes; Catostomidae. Gene Ontology annotation, biological process: signal transduction. Gene Ontology annotation, molecular function: calcium ion binding. The coding region runs from base 142 to 3186 and encodes 1014 amino acids. The transcript has 23 exons. The record is from RefSeq and is a predicted model, not a curated record. Gene Ontology annotation, cellular component: cell surface.
UCCCUCUCAUGCACACAUCUUCUUUUGGAGCGCUCACAAGCGCGAAUCGUCUGACAAACUGCGGAUGAAAAUGAGCGGCUCACUUGCUUUCGAGUAAACGCGUCUUUUUUGAGUUCGACUCUCAACUCUGAACUGAUCACCAUGGGAGCUGUUUGGACUGCACUGCUCCUCUGUUUGUUUUUGCUCUUGUUAAAUACUCGCCAAAGCGCCGCACUUCCUCACAAUACUGAUUCAGAUCAGUGCGCAGAGGGAAGCGAUGCCUGUCACAUUGACGCUAUUUGUCAAAACACCCCAACUUCAUACAAAUGCAUAUGUAAAACAGGAUUUAAAGGAGACGGGAAACACUGCGAAGACAUUGAUGAAUGUGAUCUUGUGUACAAUGGUGGCUGUGUACACGAAUGUAACAACAUACCCGGCAAUUAUCGCUGCACUUGCCUUGAUGGGUUUCAUUUGGCACAUGAUGGACACAACUGUCUCGAUGUGGAUGAGUGUGUCUUCAACAAUGGUGGCUGUCAGCAUAUAUGUGUCAAUACCAUGGGAAGCUAUGAGUGCCGGUGCAAGGAAGGCUUUUUCCUGAGUGACAAUCAACACACAUGCAUCCAUCGCUCCGUGGAAGGCCUGAGCUGCAUGAAUAAAGAACACGGUUGUGCUCACAUCUGUAAGGAAACGCCGAAAGGUGGCGUAGCCUGUGAGUGCCGGCCAGGCUUUGAGCUGGCCAAGAACCAGCGAGGCUGCAUCUUGACCUGUAACCAUGGCAAUGGGGGCUGCCAGCACAUCUGUGAGGACACAGAGCAGGGGCCCAUCUGCAGGUGUCACGUCAGGUACGCGCUACACGUCGAUGGCAGAACCUGUGUAGAAAGGGAUGAAACAGCCCCCACCACCUCUGACCACAAUGCCACAUCCAUGGCCGAGGUAGACAAACGAGUCAAGCGUCGACUGCUUAUGGAGACGUGUGCAGUGAAUAAUGGAGGCUGUGACAGCACCUGUAAGGACACAUCUACAGGUGUUCGCUGCAGCUGCCCGGUGGGAUUCACCCUCCAACCGGAUGUCAAGUCCUGCAAAGACAUUGAUGAGUGUGAGCUCCAUAACGGCAGCUGUGACCACUACUGCAGGAACACCAUUGGCAGCUUCGAGUGUAGCUGUCGGAAGGGCUUCAAGCUGCUAACAGACGAGCGUUCAUGCCAGGAUAUCGACGAGUGCUAUUUUGAGAGAACGUGUGACCACAGUUGUGUGAACUCACCUGGUAGCUUUCAGUGUGUGUGCAACAAGGGCUACACUCUAUAUGGGCUUGCCCAUUGUGGAGAUAUAAACGAAUGCAGUUUGAACAAUGGAGGAUGUGAGCACACUUGUGAGAACACCAUGGGAAGCUUUGAGUGCCACUGUCACGCUGGUUACAAGCUGCACUGGAACAAGAAGGACUGCAUCGAAGCAGAGGACUCUCCCCUAGUGCCUCCACCUGCCAGACCCACUCUGAACUGCAGUAAGCAGGGAGGAGGUGAGCAUUGCUACCUGACUUGCCAGUCUCAGGUUCAUAUCAGCAGUGGGGCUGAGGAUUCAUACACAGUGACUUGUGGCAUGCCCUUGCCUUGCCUCAGUAGAGGACAAUGGAACGAGAAUGGGUCAUUUUGCCCAGGCUCAGGAAUUAAAGCCAUUGCAACCUUUAAAUCUGGACAGGGGAAAUGCAAUCUGAAACGCAGUCAGGAAAAUCUUGCGCAGAGCUUCAGAACAGCACUUUCAGAUAAAAGAGCCAUCGAGAAUGUCCAGUUCAGCUUUGUUAGCCUGCACUGUACCUCUUCAAGCAGACAGCUUCGCAGUCGCCACGGGAGGAAGGCUGGUGAGGAGGAGGGGUCCUCCAUCACGGCCCAGUUUGAGCUGGAUGUGAACCUGGAGGAGGUAACAGCAGAGGGCUGUGACCUGGCAUGUGUUCGGCGGCGCUCUGAAAAGCGACUGAGGAAGACCAUCCGUACUCUUCGUAAGUCCAUCAACCGGGAGCAGUUCCAUCUUCACUUUGCUGGAUCGGAGUACGAGCUGGCCAAAAAACUUGUCCGACCUCCUGACCUACCUGAGCACUGCGGCACUGGACAGGUUCUGCUGGACAAGAAAUGUGUGAAAUGCAGCGUUGGCACGUACUAUGACGGAGAACAGGGAAGGUGUUUUCUUUGCCCCCCUGGGACAUAUCAAGAUGAAGAGGGGCAGGUGUCCUGUGAUGUGUGCCCAGGACCCGAGGGGAGGGGAAUCCCAAGAACCGCAGGAGCACGAAAUAUCUCAGAGUGUGGUGGUCAGUGCCAUCCCGGUCACUUCUCCCAUGAUGGCUUUGUCCCCUGUCUGCCCUGCCCACAAGGCACCUAUCAGCCUGAGGUUGGUCGAACAUCCUGUUUCCCAUGUGGAGGAAGCCUCACGACCAAAUAUGAUGGUGCUGUGUCGUUCCAGGACUGUGAGACUAAAGUUCAGUGCUCCCCAGGACAUUACUACAACACGAGCACCCAUCGCUGUAUCCGCUGCCCUAUUGGAACUUAUCAGAUGGAAUUUGGCCAGAACUAUUGCAUUGCCUGCCCUGGAAACACGAGCACCGAUUUUGAUGGAUCCACAAACGUCAUGCAGUGCAAAAACAGGCACUGUGGAGGAGAGCUGGGAGAAUUCACUGGCUAUAUUGAAUCCCCCAACUACCCCGGCAACUACCCAGCCAAUGUCGAAUGCACCUGGACCAUCAGCCCACCUCCUAAGCGCAGAAUACUUGUUGUGGUACCUGAGAUUUACCUUCCCAUUGAAGACGAGUGUGGGGACUAUUUGGUCAUGCGGAAGAGCUCUCUGCCUAAUUCAGUGACGACCUAUGAGACAUGCCAGACGUAUGAGCGGCCUAUCGCCUUCACCUCCCGUUCCAAGAAACUCUGGAUCCAGUUCCGGUCCAACGAAGGGAACAGUGGGAAAGGCUUCCAAGUACCUUACGUCACUUACGAUGAGGACUACCAGGAGCUAAUUGAAGACAUUGUAAGGGAUGGAAGAUUAUAUGCCUCUGAGAAUCAUCAAGAAAUUCUCAAGGACAAGAAGCUUAUGAAGGCUCUAUUUGAUGUCCUUGCCCAUCCACAAAACUUCUUCAACUACACUGCUCAAGAGUCCAGAGAAAUGUUUCCCAAAUCAUUUAUCAGAUUCCUCCGCUCCAAAGUUUUGAGAUUUCUGCGCCCCUAAAUUUUGCAAAAGCAUCUUUAUGGAAUUCAUAUUUGGCGCUUCCUUUAAACUUGACUAACCUGGGACAAAUAUUCCUGAAUGUUCUUGGCUGCCUGGCUGCAUACUCUGUGUGGAUUAAUGACUUCCUCUUGGUCCUGACGAGAUGAGAGCUCGUGAGAGAUGAGACUUUCCAUUCUACUUCAUUGGGAUGUUUUUCUUCUGAAGGAAAUGAACUGUACUUCCAUUGAAUGGAUAGCUAGCUGCUUCUCGUACAGUUACAACAUGGAGCACCCUUCUUAAAGACAAAGGCCCUGCCUGUUUUAUUCCUUUAUAACCCUAAAGUCACUGUUUUGCCCAAAAAUGUUAAUUACUGCCUGGAUUAUGUUAGAACAAAAUUAAGAGGAUUUAAAAAAGAAGAGCAAGUCAAUUAUUGGGUGUAUAUUGGCGGUUCUUAGAAAUCUGUCAUCUUUUGUCAAAUAUGUUGUCUACCAUAUUCUGAAAACUUCAAAGCACUACUAAGGAUGUAGUGGAAAUGACAGCAAAAGCAGUUAAAAUUAUUUUUGCGAGUUCGAAUGUGUUGUACAUUAUGUAAAAAAAUAGGAUCAUGUUACUGUAUUGUACUCUUUUUUUGCAUUUUAGCCUUCUUCAUACAAGACAUACUGUACAUUGCUUUGUAUUCUUCAUUUGUAUGCAGUACAGAAUCUUAGAUGUACACAGUAUUUUCAGUGGGUUUUGUUGAUACAAUGAUCAUUUUUGGUCCAUCAGUUAUUUCUCAUCAUUCACUUGUUCAAUACAUAUGCUCAGAUUUGAUUAUAAAAUCAGACAGUCUUUGGGUUACUUUUUAAGUCGUAUUAAUGUUAAUAAUGAUGUGAAUUAAGAAUUGCAUUGCUUUUCGAGCAAAGACAAUUCUGUCACCCAGACUGUUCAUUUUUUAUUAAGAGGCUCUUGAUGUAGGAUUGAUUACCCAUUGCUGAUGACAUGCAGAGUAAAUUAAAUGUUAUAUUUUUAUGUUUGUACAUCUAACAUGUAAAUAAACAAACUCAAAAUAUAUUUGAUAUAGUAGUUCAACAUGGAAGAAGUGGCCUAAAACGAGACCCAUGCAUCUGGCUGCUUACUGUAGUGAGAUGAUCACAUGAAAAGAACAUAUGAUAAAAAACUGCUCAAGUAUACACAAACAUAUAA